This is a messenger RNA of Dentiscutata heterogama, 1884 nucleotides long. Lineage: Eukaryota; Fungi; Glomeromycota; Glomeromycetes; Diversisporales; Gigasporaceae. The record is from the annotation of a GenBank genome assembly.
AUGCAAAACGGUGAAAUAGUUGAAGAUAUAUCCAAUGAAGACUGGAAGUGGCCAUGCUUCGAAGAAUGGUUUGACCGGAAUAAAUGGGAGAUGGUCCAAGAGAGAAAGAAUGAAUGCAGCGAAGAAAAUUUUCCCUUUAAGGUUAUUUAUUCUGUUGAUAGAGACGGUAUACGCAAUACAUUUGUCGAAUUUGGUUUUCAGCCGUUGAUUACGACUCUACAAAGCAUUAUUCCUGGCAAUAGGAUCAUUCGUGACAAGAAGCCCAAAGUCAAUGCUAAAGAUUUGUAUUAUAUAAAGGAAAAACUACACCUCAAGUUAGAAAAAGUAUCUAGCUCAACGAUUGAGAAGAUAUAUUUGAAUAAAUUGGUUAAAUUCCUUGAUCAAGAGUAUGAACAAACAGACGAAAAUAAGGCGAGAAUGAUAAAAAAUAAUGCAGUUACAUUUGACAUGUUAUGGGUAUUUUAUACCCCAAAAUUACCUGUAUGGUAUGCAUGUAAAAUGUCUGGUCAGAAACUCGGUGGAAUUGUCACCUCAACAUCAGAAGAGUUUGACUACAACACGCAACAAAGAGUGUUUUAUAUAAAUAUUAAGGUGAUUGACUAUGACAGCGUCGGAUUUAAACAAUGCUCUAUACUCAGUAGGAUAGGAUAUUUUGAAGGAGAAAUGAGCUUUUCUGCUUUGCCCGUUAUGCCAUCAAAAUUUUGUAAAGUUCAAGACAAAAUCACAAAAAUUGUUGCUGAAAAUGGAAAAAAGUUCUUUGAGCUUGCUACAGAAAGACACUUCAAAAAUUACGAAGGCCCGUUAUUGCGUUGGAAACAAGUCAAUAAUUGCAUGCAAGUAGAAAAGAUAAAUGCCAAUGGUCGUGUCAUGAUUGAUUUAGAAAGUUUCGCGGUCAUGAAUCCUGACUAUAAAAUGGGUAAUGCUUUACCUCCAAAUAAAUGUGACAUUGAGUUACUUGUCGAAAAUGAUGCUUAUCUCAACAAAGACAAAUUACAUCAGGAAGAUAAUUAUCUUCUUGCGCCUGCAUUAGUAUAUGGGUUUAGCUUUGCAUUAAAAGAAUGGGGACAGUUUGAGGUUUCAAAGUUUACAGAUAUUCAAUUUGGCAAGGAUGCUUUAGACUAUCUGGUGAUGCCCCCGAAUAAAAAAGACAUAAUUAAAGGUUUAGUGAAGCAGUACGUUGUAACCGGUAAAAAUAAUGAUAGAAACGGACUCGAUCCUAUACGCGAGAAAGGCAAUGGCUGCAUAUUUCUAUGUUACGGACCACCUGGCACUGGGAAAACGUUGACGGCUGAGUGCGUAGCCGAAUUUCUCGAACGGCCACUAUGGACGCUCAGUGUACACGAACUUGGGACAGAGCCUAAAGACCUAGAAAAACAAUUAGUCAAGGUUCUAGAUGUUGCUUACAAAUGGAAGUCUGUCCUUUUACUCGACGAAGCAGACAUUUAUCUCGAAAAACGAAGCACAACCGACUUAAACCGUAAUAUGAUGGUUGGUAUAUUUUUACGUCUGCUAGAAUACUAUCAAGGAGUCCUCUUUAUGACGACGAAUCGUGUUGCAAAUUUUGACGACGCAAUUUGUUCGCGAAUAAGCAUGUUUCUCCAUUAUCCCAAACUCGACCAGGAUAGAAGACGUGAAGUAUGGACAAAUUUUACCAAGCGCGCUAACCUAUCCCUCAAAAUAGAUGAUUUAAUUAAGUAUGAAUUGAAUGGUCGUGAUAUUCGUAAAAUUAUUAGUACUGCACAAAUGUUAGCACGAGAUAGAAAUGAAGGCUUGACUGCAGACCUUGUAAUUGAUGUUAUCGAGUCUAUCCAGACAUUUCAGGAAGAUACGAAUGAAAAGCAAAAUGUUAAAAUGAAUGGAAAUGGUGUGUUAUUUCAAAAUUGA